This is a messenger RNA of Erinaceus europaeus (western European hedgehog), 3996 nucleotides long. It is a transcript of the gene TBCD, whose product is annotated as tubulin folding cofactor D. Gene Ontology annotation, molecular function: GTPase activator activity; beta-tubulin binding. NCBI's taxonomy places the organism in Eukaryota, Metazoa, Chordata, Mammalia, Eulipotyphla, Erinaceidae. The transcript has 40 exons. The record is from RefSeq and is a predicted model, not a curated record. Gene Ontology annotation, biological process: bicellular tight junction assembly; adherens junction assembly; microtubule cytoskeleton organization. The coding region runs from base 204 to 3770 and encodes 1188 amino acids. Gene Ontology annotation, cellular component: lateral plasma membrane.
GGCCCGUAGCGGGGCUGACUCGCGAAGUCAGAGGUCGCGGGGCGGAACUGCGUCGGUUGCCUCCUUCAGGGGCAGCUCGCGGUUCUUCUGGGCGGCAUCUCUGGCCUCGCGUCCGGCUCCCGCGUCCCAAACCGCGUCCAGUUUCCUUCGCUUCGCGCACCUGCACCCGCACGCUGCGCUCAGCCGGCCCCUGUUCCGCGAGCAUGGCCCUGGGCGCGGGGCCAGAGGACGAGUCGGAGGCCGAGGCGCUGGCCGGGGGCUGCGCGUUCGAGGCGUUCGGGGAGAGCGCGGAGACGCGGGCGCUGCUCGGCAGGCUGCGGACGCUGCGGGGCGACCCCGCCGCCCAUGAGGGCGCCCUGGAGCGGUUCCGAGUGAUCAUGGACAAGUACCAGGAGCAGCCUCAUUUGCUGGACCCACAUCUGGAGUGGAUGAUGAACUUACUGUUGGAUACAGUGCGGGAUAAAACCUCUCCAGCUGACCUUGUCCACCUGGCUUUUAAGUUUCUUUAUAUCAUCACCAAGGUCCGAGGAUAUAAAACAUUUCUUCGUUUAUUUCCUCAUGAAGUAGCUGAUGUGCUGCCCGUUUUGGAUAUGUUCACAGAUCAGAACCCAAAGGAUCAUGAAACAUGGGAGACCCGCUACAUGCUUUUGCUGUGGCUCUCUGUGACGUGCCUGAUCCCCUUCGAUUUUUCACGUCUUGAUGGUAACCUCCUCACUCAGCCUGGCCAGUCUCAAAUGUCCACAAUGGACCGGAUCCUCCAGAUAGCAGAGUCCUACUUGCUGGUCAGUGACAAGGCCCGAGAUGCAGCUGCUGUCCUUGUGUCCAAGUUUGUCACACGACCUGAUGUCAGGGAGAAGAAGAUGGCUUGCUUCCUGGACUGGAGCCUGUGCACCUUAGCCCACUCCUCCUUCCAGACCAUCGAGGGCGUCAUUGCCAUGGAUGGGACACUGCAGGCCCUGGCACAGAUAUUUAAGCAUGGAAAACGUGAAGACUGUUUACCCUAUGCUGUCACGGUGCUCCAGGGCCUGGACGGCUGCAGGCUCCCCAACAGUAACCAGACGCUCCUCCGGAAACUGGGGGUGAAGCUCAUGCAGCGGUUGGGCCUGACCUUCCUGAAACCCAGGGUGGCUCAGUGGAGGUACCAGCGGGGGUGCCGUUCCUUGGCCGCCAACCUCCAGCCCUCUACCGUGAACCCACCUACCGUGACCACGCAGGCCGAGAGCCCUGAUGAUGCUGAGGACUACGAUGUCCCUGAGGAGGUGGAGACCGUGAUUGAGCAGCUGCUAGUUGGGCUGAAGGACAAAGACACGAUUGUGCGGUGGUCUGCAGCCAAAGGAAUUGGCAGAGUGGCGGGGAGGCUUCCCAAAGAGCUGGCGGACGAUGUGGUGGGUUCCGUGCUGGACUGCUUCAGCUUCCAGGAAACAGAUAGCGCCUGGCAUGGGGGAUGUCUAGCAUUGGCUGAACUGGGCAGAAGAGGCCUGCUGCUUCCUUCUCGGCUGGCAGAUGUGGUUGCUGUGAUCCUGAAGGCGUUGACCUAUGAUGAGAAGCGUGGAGCCUGCAGUGUGGGUGCCAAUGUCAGGGAUGCUGCCUGCUACGUGUGCUGGGCCUUUGCACGUGCCUACGAGCCCCAGGAGCUGAAGCCUUUUGUGGCCUCCAUCUCCAGCGCCUUGGUCAUCGCCGCCCUGUUUGACCGCAGCGUCAACUGCCGGAGAGCAGCCUCGGCUGCUUUCCAGGAGAAUGUGGGAAGACAGGGCACAUUCCCUCAUGGGAUUGAUGUUCUAACCUCAGCUGACUAUUUUGCUGUCGGUAACAGAUCUAACUGUUUCCUUGUUAUAAGUGUGUUCGUUGCUGGCUUCCCCGAGUACACACAGCCACUCAUCGACCACCUGGUGACCUUGAAGAUCAGCCACUGGGAUGGGGUCAUCCGAGAGCUGUCAGCAAAGGCACUACAUAACCUGACCCCACAGGCGCCUGAGUACAUGGCCUCCCAGGUCUUCCCACGCCUGCUGUCAAUGACACAGAGUUUGGAUCUGCACACGCGGCAUGGGGCUGUGCUGGCCUGCGCGGAGGUGGCCCUCAGCCUGCACAGGCUGGCGGCACAGGAGGGCAGGCUGGUUACGGACUUCCUGGAUGAGAAGAUGGUGCAGGGCCUAAGAGAGAUCCAUCAGCAGCUUCACGAGCGUCAGCUAUACAGGGGCCUAGGAGGCGAGCUCAUGAGGCACGCAGUGUGCAUUUUGAUAGAAAACUUGUCCCUUGCCCAGAUGCCCUUCAAAGGUGACCCCAUUAUUGAGGGCUGGCAGUGCCUGAUCAAUGACACCUUGAGAAACCUCCAUCUUAUCUCAGGCCAUUCCAGACAGCAGGUCAAGGAAGCAGCUGUCUCGGCACUGGCUGCUCUCUGCAACGAGUACUACAGGACAGAGUCUGGAGAGGCAGUCCCUGCUGUGCAGAAGGAGCUGAUGAAGCAGUUUCUUGCCAUGCUCCAGUGCUCAGAGGAGAUGACGCGCUGUGGCUUCUCUCUGGCCCUGGGCGCCUUUCCAGGCUUCCUGCUGAAAGGCCACCUCCAGCAGGUGCUCUGUGGCCUCGCAGCCGUCACCCACAUCUCUCCUGAGGAUGUGAGCUUUGCAGAGGCCCGGCGGGAUGCCCUGAAGGCCAUUGCCAGGGUCUGCCAGACAGUGGGUGUGAGCUCAGAGGGUGCGGCGGACCAGGGCCUGUGCCAGCAGAAUGUGGCCGGCGUGUACGACUCCCUGCUGGCCUGCCUGCGGGACUACACCACCGAUAGCCGUGGUGACGUGGGUGCCUGGGUCAGAGAGGCCGCGAUGAGCAGCCUGCUGGACCUCACGCUGCUGCUGGCCAGGGAGCAGCCUGACCUGAUCGAGGCCGCCAUCUGUAAGCGUGUCUUGUGCGGCCUGGCCCAGCAGGCCAGUGAGAAGAUUGACCGUUUCCGUGCGCAUGCUGCCCACGUCUUCUUGGCCCUGCUGCACCCUGAGGGCCCUGCCAUCCCCCACGUGCCGCACCGUGCGGAGCUGGAGCUGCUGCUGCCCAGGUCAGAGGUGGCCUCCGUGAACUGGGCUGCAGCAUCCCAGGCCUUCCCGCGAGUCACAAGGCUGCUGGCGCUGCCCACCUACCGCUACCAUGUGCUGCUGGGGCUGGUGGUAUCCGUAGGUGGCCUGACAGAGUCCACGGUCAGAUACUCCACGCAGAGUCUCUUUGAGUUCAUGGAGGGGAUCCAGAGUGACCCCAAAGCCCUAGAGGACUUCAGUGGGGCCCUGCUGCAGGUCUUCGAGGACAACCUUCUGAACGAGAGGGUGUCUGUGCCGCUGCUGAAGACACUGGACCAGAUGCUGGCCAAUGGCUGCUUUGAGGUCUUCACCACCGAGGAAGACCACCCUUUCUGCACAAAGCUGCUUACACUUUGCAAGGAAGAGAUCAAGAAGUCCAAGGACGUGCAGAAGCUGCGGGCCAGCAUUGCCGUGUUCUGUGGCCUGGUGCCGUUCCCAGGCGGUGUCCGGAAGAAGGUGCUGCUACAGCUGUUCCUGCUCCUCUGUCACCCCUUCCCCAUGAUCCGCAAGACCACAGCCGGUCAGGUGUACGAGACGCUGCUCACCUACGGGGACACGCUGGAUGCAGACGCCCUGGAGGAGGCCCUGACGGUGCUCAGCAAUACAGCCUGGGAUGCAGAGCUUCCACUCGUGAGAGAACAGCGGAAUCGCCUGUGUGACCUCUUCCAUGUGCCCAGACCCCAGCUGGUCCCCAAGGACAGAGGGAGCUAGGUAUCUGCAGAUGUGCUUCGCCUCUCAUGGGGUCCCUCUCUGCAGACUGGCGCCUGCUGAUCCAGUCCUGGCAGUGCAGGCUCCCCCCCCACCCCCGCUCACUGUGGAGGACCCACGCAGUCUCAGCCGCUGCCUGUACCCAGGGACUCUGCCUGCAUCUCUUGGCCGGGAGUGGGGCUGUUGUCCUAACCUCCCACCUGCAUUUUAUAAAAUCAUGUGCUGAGCA